AUGAUAGAUUUGAGUUCCAACAUAUUUUAUGGCCCGAUAACUAAUGUCUCUUCCACUCUGACAUCACUACAUCCUUCUAAAAACAAAUUCUAUGGUGGAAUCUCCUUCUUAUGCCAAAUUGACUUGGGGUUUUUAGUUGUUCUUGACCUCUCCUAUAAUCUUCUAAGCGGACAACUUCCAGAUUGUUUGUGGCAUUUCAAAGAACUAAAAAUUCUUAAUCUAGAACACAACAAUCUAUCUGGAAGGCUUCCUACCUCUGUUGGAUCUUUGAUUAAACUCGAGUCUUUGGAUCUAUACAAGAACAAUUUCUCCAGAGAAUUGCCUCUGUCUUUAAAGAGUUGCACGAGCUUAAACUCAUUGAAUUUGGGGGCCAACAAGUUUUUUAGUAAUGUGCCUACUUGGAUUAGGGAAAACCUAUCUGGGUUGCAUGUUCUUAUCCUAAGAUCAAACAACUUCUUCUGA
This is a messenger RNA of Lactuca virosa, 462 nucleotides long. The record is from the annotation of a GenBank genome assembly. NCBI's taxonomy places the organism in Eukaryota, Viridiplantae, Streptophyta, Magnoliopsida, Asterales, Asteraceae.